GGCAAGUGGGAAGAGGAGCUGGGUGCACGGACACAAAGGCCACAAAUGCACAAAGACGCAAAGUGUGUUUAGGAGUUGGAAUUAUCUCUUUCUGCCGGCCGAGGAGGACUGAUGUACAUUAUCUUCAGAUUCUGAUUAUUCCAAGAUGCCACUUGCGCCCAGGUCUUCUGCAAGCAGCGCCAAGAUGCAGACUAAACGGAGUGCUUGGACUCCUCUGAACAACCCCCUGGCAAACAGCAAGGUGUUUGAAGAGAGACGGAGCCUUCUGGCAAAGUGGUUUGACAGGUGGUCUGACAGUCAGAGGAGGGCGGUGCUGCAGGACUUUGUGCUGAGCUGUUCGGUGGAUCAGCUCAGGUUCCUGAGGCUCAGUGUGAGCAGACAGCUCCCCCUGCAGGCCGCAGACUUCGCCUGCCUCCUGCCCAGAGCCCUGUGCCUCUACCUCUUCUCCUUCCUGGACCCACGCAGCCUCUGUCGAUGUGCCCAGGUCAGCUGGCACUGGAAGAGCAUAGUGGAGCUGGACCAGCUGUGGAUGCCAAAGUGUCUGAGGCUCAGCUGGUGCAUCAGGUUCUCCCCUACACCGUUUGAGCAGGGCGUCUGGAAGAGACACUACAUCCAGACUGUCCAGGAACUACGACUCAGCCAAGUUCAGGUCAGGAGCUCAGAGACAGUGAGCUCAUCUUUUAUUGGGUUGUUUUCGUGCUCUAAGAUACAGUACUCAGGCGUUGUCUGUCUGCAGACUGCUUCCUUUUACCAGCAGCAGUCGGCGGUUCCAGAUGGUUCAGCAAUCUGUAUUAGGCAUGAAGAGCCAUCAGAAGCAGUCCUGACCAGGGAGGAGGGUCCUGCGUUCACCACCCAGCCACUCAGCAGCGGUUCUGGCAAAGGACUGAAGAAGGAGAAGCAAGCAGCAGCGCCGCCACCAUGGAGAGACUCUGACAGACAUCCUAAAGAUACACUACGCUUCAACUACCUGGACAACCUGGACCCCAUUGAACGGACACUGAGAGAGCAGGCAAAUAGCAGAGCCCCCGCCUCCCGCAGUCACCCAUCGCAGCCAGACGACGCGAAGAGGAGGACGCUGUCUGAGAUGAAUUACAAGCUGCGCAAGGCCAAAUCGCUGAUGUUCCUCAGCUCCAACUGCAGACCCCACCCGUCCCUUCCUCCUCCUCCUCUCCAUCAUCAUCAUGAUCAUCAUCACACUGGUUCAUCGUGGGCGUCUCACGGUCAGGACCACCCCUUCACCAAGGAGACAGCAAAGAGGCUGCUGGGCCUGCCCCGCUGGAAUGCUGGGAUCCGUCCGAGGCCGGUGAGGACGGCGGUGCCCCGGCUCAGCGUGGAGGCGCUCAGGGCGUCCCAGCGCUCACACAGGAGCACUCCCAGUACACCACUGUUUGAGGUUCAGCCCUGGACUGUCUGCAUUGAACACACAAGCGAAGAAGUGAAGAAUGUCGCCCUCAUGCGGAGGAUAGCGGAACUACAGCAAACAUCAGGGGGACCUGAUCCAAAGAUUCACCUCUAAUCUGGUGGCACUGUUCAAGAUUCUUUUUAACAUUUGGAUGCAAACUUGCAUUUUUGUAAAAAUGGAGUAAAAGUCAUUGAAACGAGAACUCAUGGACAUGAAACAAUUAAGGAGAAUACUUGAGCUAGCUUUGUUUAAAGUCAAAUGUUCUGUUGAUAACUGAUGUCUUCAUAUGGCAUUUAAAAGAACAGUGGUGCUUAUUUUUAUAGACUUUUCCAGACUUCAAGGUGUUUUAGGACAAACUGCAUGAACCUCAGCCGUGAAGGAUAAUUUUGAGCUGCUAUCGUGAAUAAGGAAUCCAAAAGACGCAGUCUGAGUAAGAAAUGUACCACCUUUAUUAUCCAAUCCACACAUCCCAUUCAGUAUACCAAAAGCAAUUUAUAUAAACAGUGAACUCCAAUAAACAAGAACUGUCAGUUUAAGACAAAAGCACAACCGAUUUCGUCUCAGUAUUCAAAACAUCUUCUUGCAUUCGAAACACAGUAGCACAUAAGAGGGGAAGCUCCGUGUACAUCAAUCAUGACGUGAUUUUUGCCUUUUAAAAACCACUUCAGUCAGAUAUGAAAUAUCACCUGUCAUACGUACACCUGGCUUCAAGUCGACAUGUAUUAUUCACUCGCUGCAUAUGAAACAUUGCAUCCAAAGUACGGCUCACACACAUGUAUGUAUAUAUUACUAAAUACAGGGGGUGGGGAACAUAAGCCACGGCCUUAUAUGGGUAACAUGUUAAUUUAAUGCUAACGACUGAAGGUUGCCAUGCUAGUCCAAUGGAUCAGGUUCAGUGUAAUGUGUUAAUGUCUUUACGUGAUUCACAGUCCUAACAUUUGUCUUCUUCUAAGUCUUUAAGGCCGUGUCGUGCUCUAUGAUGAACUACAGACAUCUCCAUACGCUCGGAGGUGAAGUUGGUGGAUGAUUGUGAGGUGUUAGAUUGUAAGAGCAGUUUGAAGAUGAAAGUUUUAGCAAAAGUAAAAUGAAUUUGUUGAGUCCUUUAAUACAGAGGCCUCUCCAGUGGUCUUCAGAGAUGAUAGUAAUAUCCAACCACGGUUUUACUUCACGUGAUUUAAAAUAUAUGUGCGUGUAUACAUACACACACAGAUUGUCCAUCCUGGUUUGGAGCUGCUGCUUGUGAAUAGAACCAAAAGGACAAUCAGGAACGUCAAUGGUGUGAUAUUAGUAGAAUGGUUUGGAAUAUUAGUAAGACAUGCUAUAGUGAAGGGGCUCGAGGCUACGAUCAGAAAUGGCCACGCGCUCAAAAUGUUGCAGUUACUCUGCUUACAGUUUGAUUUAAGGCAAAGUUUGGAGUGUUCAUUAUUUUAAACCCCAAGGCUAGGGGUUGUUCAAAUGUUCACAAGACGCCAUGAAAGUUUCAGUGAUGAAUUCAAACAAUAUCAAAAAUCAUAUAUAUAAAAAAAAAAAAUUCAUUCUGGUCACAUUUUCCCUCCAGUGGAAACUCAGGAAAUGGAUCCAAAUAUUUAGAAAAGAAAACGUUUGAGGAAAAAAAACAUGAUCUUUUUUCUAAAAAUCUUGUUCUACUAAGAAAAACAUAAUUUAUUCAUAAUUAAAAAGAUUUUUGGCCUUUCUUUUAAAGAAAGUUUAAUAGCAAGACAGAAGUCACUCGAAAGAUGGCAAAACGCACAAUGAUUCUCACGCAGACUCAAAAACAGUAUCAUUUGGUGGGGAUCUGAUUGGAUCAUUCAUUUGCAUCAUCUCUACCUCUUCUUUACAUGAGACUUUGACACACUGGAUCUUACUGGACGUGCAAAGUACGUUUUUAUGUUCACAGUGGAUUUAUUUUAACAGAUGAGUUUGAAGAGAAAUACAAGAAAAAAACUCCAGAAAUGCGCUCUGCAAUGCAUCCCCCCGACCAGUCCCUUAUCUGCUUUCAACAUUUAGCCCUUCACUGCAACAGGAACGUCCACCUUAACGCUGACUAAACACUCACUCAUUUCUAUGUCGUCAUCCUUUGAAGAUCAAGUGAAAACACAACUUGAUUGCACUUCACUUGUAACAUGUUAACUUUGUGGUUUCAACAAGAACCAGUGUCAGAAAAGAUUCAUGUUAUUUUAAUAAAAAAGUCCAUUGUCAAAUAAAGGAUUGAAAGGAUUUGUUGAAGGACAUUUUUCUGUGGCGUUCAUUUAUUCCCAAGUGCAGCUUUUGCAAAGCUCAAUUAUAAGGCUGAUAGGUGUCCAUCAUUAACAGCUGUUAACAGUAGAGGCAAUUCAUGUGACACUCUUUUUUUUUU
Mugil cephalus (flathead mullet) is the source of this 3758-nucleotide messenger RNA. It is a transcript of the gene fbxo16, whose product is annotated as F-box protein 16. The record is from RefSeq and is a predicted model, not a curated record. NCBI's taxonomy places the organism in Eukaryota, Metazoa, Chordata, Actinopteri, Mugiliformes, Mugilidae. Bases 146 to 1516 code for a protein of 456 amino acids. Gene Ontology annotation, molecular function: protein binding. The transcript has 8 exons.